AUAACGGAAAUAGGAGGGGGACCGAUAUGGAGUAAAGCAGCACCGGGAAUGGAAACACGGUGAGGGAAGGGGAUUAUCAUGGCGGACCCAGAGGUGUCAACACAGAGCGGGGGCUAUGAUGUGGAGCUGUUUGUGGACACUCCAGACUACGAUCUGAUCUGCACCAUUUGCCAGGGGGUCCUCAGGUGUCCAGUAAGAGCUGCAUGCCACCACAUCUUCUGCAAGAAAUGCAUCCUACAGUGGCUGAAGAGACAGGAGACCUGCCCCUGCUGUAGAAAGCCAGUGAACCCAAGCUUGAUCUUUGUCAUGUUCAAGCUGAGCAAAUCUAUUGGACGCAUGAAGAUCAAGUGUAAGAAUGAGAUCCGUGGUUGUGCAGAGACCUUCCCCCUCUCAGAGCAGUACUGCCACAGCAUGAGCUGUCUGUACGAGCUCAUCCCCUGCCCGUACCAGGGCUGUCGCGCACAGCUCCUCCGCAGGGACCUGGACACCCACGCACGCCACUGUGACCACUGGCGCCAGCCCUGCCACAUGGGUUGUGGCACGAUACUCUCCCACCGCACCGAGGCUCAACACAACUGCUACAAGCAGCUGAGGCAGGAGUACGAAGCCAGGCAGAGGAACCACAGGGCCAUCGCCACUGCCCUGCAGAGGAAGAUGAGGAGGAUGCAGAGCACCAUGGCCCACAUGAAGAGACAGAUAGGGCUGAUCUGUGAGAGCCUGGAGGUGAUGGACGACCUGCACGAGGUGGAGGAGGAGGACGCCGGAGAGAGCAGCGGCAGCUCCGGUGGGACUCCAAGUAGCAACAACAGCAACUGCUGAGGGACAAGUUAGUUGCUGCUGCUGGUUGGCUACUGCUGUGUAUAAUUUCUGCACGUGUUCAUUUCUUUGAAGGUGUGUGUUUGAAGAUGUAGGUAGGUACGGUAACAGUCGAAAGUUUGGACACACCUUCCAAUUUUGUGCUGUUGUUUCAUCUAUUUUGUAAAUAAAGUAUAUAACAUUACACUGUAGGUUGUUUUCAUUCAUCAUUUAAGAGGAGAGUGGAGACUGUGCUU
This is a messenger RNA of Thunnus maccoyii (southern bluefin tuna), 1052 nucleotides long. It is a transcript of the gene rnf151, whose product is annotated as ring finger protein 151. The record is from RefSeq and is a predicted model, not a curated record. The transcript is spliced from 5 exons. The coding region runs from base 79 to 819 and encodes 246 amino acids. Gene Ontology annotation, molecular function: zinc ion binding. Lineage: Eukaryota; Metazoa; Chordata; Actinopteri; Scombriformes; Scombridae. Gene Ontology annotation, biological process: positive regulation of JNK cascade; regulation of canonical NF-kappaB signal transduction. Gene Ontology annotation, cellular component: plasma membrane signaling receptor complex.